Oldenlandia corymbosa var. corymbosa is the source of this 627-nucleotide messenger RNA. NCBI's taxonomy places the organism in Eukaryota, Viridiplantae, Streptophyta, Magnoliopsida, Gentianales, Rubiaceae. The record is from the annotation of a GenBank genome assembly.
AUGGCUCCGGUUUCGGCGUUGGCCAAGUACAAGUUGGUGUUCUUAGGGGAUCAAUCCGUCGGCAAAACCAGUAUCAUCACUCGAUUUAUGUACGAUAAAUUCGAUAACACUUACCAGGCUACAAUUGGUAUUGAUUUUUUGUCAAAGACAAUGUACCUUGAAGAUCGAACUGUACGAUUGCAGCUCUGGGAUACUGCAGGACAAGAACGUUUCAGGAGUCUUAUUCCAAGUUAUAUUCGGGAUUCCUCAGUUGCAGUCAUCGUGUAUGAUGUUGCUAGCCGACAGUCCUUCCUGAACACUUCAAAAUGGAUUGAGGAGGUUCGCACUGAGAGGGGUAGUGACGUGAUCAUUGUUCUUGUUGGAAAUAAAACUGAUCUGGUUGACAAGAGGCAAGUAUCAAUAGAGGAAGGAGAAGCCAAAGCUCGUGAUCUUAAUGUUAUGUUCAUUGAAACUAGUGCCAAGGCUGGGUUCAACAUAAAGGCACUUUUUAGGAAAAUUGCUGCAGCCUUGCCAGGAAUGGAGACACUUUCUUCAGCAAAGCAAGACGACAUGGUUGAUGUCAAUCUUAGAACUACCAACUCAAAUACUAAUCAGGCCCAACAACAAUCAGGAGGAUGUGCCUGUUGA